AUGGCGGAAAAAGACGAGAUAGAAAACGAACUGCUCAAGGAGGACGAUUUAUCAACUAGCGAAGAUGAUCCGACCAUAAAAAACGUCCUUCGAUCGAUAGAUGCUCAUAUGGCUACUUUCGUGAACAAUAUGUCAAAUAUGAGUCAAGAAAUCCGCAAAAUAAAACAAACUCCAACCGCUACUGCCAAACGAGAUUCUCGGGCGGUGGAGUCAGCAGAGUCUUUGACUCUAAGCAGAAAGAAAAGGAGGUCGAAUGAUCAAGAAGGGAGUGAUGUUGAUGCCCUGAUCGACGACCAUCCUUCAGAGCAAGAGACCGAAUCAGCUGAAACUAAAGAUGGCGACGAGGAAGAUGCAUUCCUCACAACGUUAGCUAUGGAGUAUUCGGCUGACGAUAAAACAAGUAGUCCGGUCUCGACUCAGCUGGCUGAUAUCGUCAAUAAGAGAUGGUCGUCAAAAUUAUCGGACGACAAAUUCAAAGAGAAAAGCGGGAAGGGGGCAACAAGUUCAACAAGAAGUGACUGCCAUCGACAAGGAUAUAAUUUAUACACAUCUAUCUAA
Paramuricea clavata is the source of this 558-nucleotide messenger RNA. NCBI's taxonomy places the organism in Eukaryota, Metazoa, Cnidaria, Anthozoa, Malacalcyonacea, Plexauridae. The record is from the annotation of a GenBank genome assembly.